AUGGCGCAGACGCUGCAGAUGGAGAUCCCCAACUUCGGCAACAGCAUCCUGGAGUGCCUCAACGAGCAGCGGCUGCAGGGGCUCUACUGCGACGUGUCGGUGGUGGUGAAGGGCCACGCGUUCAAGGCGCACCGCGCCGUGCUGGCCGCCAGCAGCUCCUAUUUCCGGGACCUUUUCAACAGCAGCAAGAGCUCCGUGGUGGAGCUGCCGGCCGCCGUGCAGCCCCAGUCCUUCCAGCAGAUCCUCAGCUUCUGCUACACGGGCCGCCUGAGCAUGAACGUGGGCGACCAGUUCCUGCUCAUGUACACGGCCGGCUUCCUGCAGAUCCAGGAGAUCAUGGAGAAGGGCACCGAGUUCUUCCUCAAGGUCAGCUCGCCCAGCUGCGACUCGCAGGGGCUGCACGGCGAGGAGGCGCCGGGCUCGGAGCCGCAGAGCCCCGUGGCGCCGGCGUGGCCCUCGGCGCCGGGCGCCGCGCUGCCGCUCGUGCCGCGCGUCAAGACGGAGCAGGGCGAGCCCGACGGCGUGCAGUGCACCUUCGUGGUGAAGCGCCUGUGGGACGGCGGCGCCAAGGACGGCGCCGGCGCCGCCAACGGCGCCCGCAAGAUGCCCAAGUUCUCGGCGCCCGACGGCGGCCGCCCGCCCGCGGCUGGGCCCAGCGCCGCUGACCAGACGAGCCCCGGCGGCACCUCCAGCGCCUACACGAGCGACAGCCCCGGCUCCUUCCACAACGAGGAGGACGAGGAGGAGGACGGCGCCGAGGAAGGCUCCGACGAGCAGUACCGGCAGAUCUGCAACAUGUACGCCAUGUACAGCAUGAUGAACGUGGGGCCCGCAG
Molecule: messenger RNA, 835 nt
Organism: Nothoprocta perdicaria
Lineage: Eukaryota; Metazoa; Chordata; Aves; Tinamiformes; Tinamidae
Gene: NACC1
Product: nucleus accumbens associated 1
Exons: 1
Biological process (GO): regulation of transcription by RNA polymerase II
Molecular function (GO): protein binding; RNA polymerase II cis-regulatory region sequence-specific DNA binding; DNA-binding transcription factor activity, RNA polymerase II-specific
Source: RefSeq, a predicted model, not a curated record